UUACAUAUGGCCUUGUGUGUGCCUCAUUUUGGAUGAGCGUGUAUCAGGUGAACAAUACCACAGAAGGCUUCAAAUAAGGUAACCAUGACUGAGGGAGAAGAACAGGAGGAGGAUCCAGUGGAACUACCACAAAACAGACAGAAGAGUAAAGUGAUUAUCUGCCAACGCUACAUCCCACUUUUGAUAGUCUUGGUGCUGUUGGGUGGAGCUGGAGCAAUAACUUGGUAUUUCUUAGACUACAGACUGCGGUAUCUGGAUUCUGCUCACCUGCAUUUCUACUCUGGCAGCCUGAGGAUCCUCAAUCGGCAGUAUUCUUUGGAUCACGGGCGGAUGGAAUCCAGAACUUUCUGGACAGAGAGAUCAAAGAUGCAGAAGAUGUUAAAAGACCUAAUUCUUGCCACUAACCUGGCCUCUUUCUACAACUCCAGUGCUGUCUAUGCCUUUGGAGAAGGGUCUUUGACAUGUUUCUUCUGGCUCGCCUUUCAAGUCCCAAAAGAUCAGCAUGAGGAGAUGACUGUGGAAGAUGUAAAAGACACACUCUAUAAUCAACUUCUUACCAGCUUCAACCGAACAGGGUACUUCUCUUAUCAGACUGAAUACAAAAUUGAUCCAGAAUCCUUAAUUUUAUUGGAAUCCAGUCUCAAAGACAUAAUAGUGCUGAAAUCCACCUUGGGCUGCUAUAGGUACAGCUACAUCCGGGAGGAUGUGGUCCUAAAACUGAAGGGCCCAGAUUUUUUAGCCUCCAGCUGCCUUUGGCAUCUCCAUGGCCCCAAAGGUCACAUGGUCAAGCUUCACCUGGAAUGGACUCUCUCAGAAUGCAGGGACCGAUUGGCAAUGUAUGAUGCAGCUGGGCCACUGGAGAGACAGCUCAUCACUUCACUAUAUGGGUGCAGCCGGCAGGAGCCUGUGGUAGAAGUUCUAUCUUCUGGUCCAGUCAUGUCUAUCGUAUGGAAGAAGGGGAUGUACAGCUACUAUGAUCCUUUCAUACUCUCUGCUCAGGCAGUGCCCUUUGAAGCCUGCCAGAAGAAUCUGACACUGAAGGAAAGCUGGGAACUGCAAGGGAACAUCAAGACUCCUUACUAUCCUAGUUACUAUGCGCCAAAUACACAGUGCACUUGGCACAUGAUGGUCCCGUCUCUGGAAUAUGGAGUUGUCCUUUGGUUUGAUGCUUACACUCUCAGGAGGCAGAAAUAUGACCUUCCAUGUACUCAAGGCCAAUGGACCAUCCAGAACAGAAAGUUCUGUGGUCUGCGGACUUUGCAAGCCUAUGCUGAAAGAAUACCUGUGAUGUCUAGAGCUGGUGUCACCAUCAACUUUACCUCUCAGAUUUCCCUAACAGGGCCUGGAGUGCAGGCUGCUUACAGUCUAUAUAAUCAAUCAGAUCCAUGCCCUAGAGAAUUCCUUUGCUUUGUCAAUGGUUUGUGCGUGCCAGCUUGUGAUGGGAUUGAAGACUGCCCCAAUGGACUAGACGAGAGAAACUGUGUCUGCCCUGCAAAAUUUCAGUGUCAGGAAGACAGCACGUGCAUUGACUUCUCCAAGCUCUGUGAUGAACAUCCAGAUUGCAUCAAUGGGAGUGAUGAGGAGCAAUGCAGUGAAGGAAUCCCUUGUGGACUUUACACUUACAAAUGUGCUGAUGGGAGCUGUGUGAAGAAGCCCAACCCUCAAUGCGACUCAAUCCCUGACUGCAAGGAUCAAUCGGAUGAAAUGAACUGUGACUGUGGAGUGCAGGAGACAGCAACACCCCGAAUUGUAGGUGGUGCUCAUUCUAUGGAAGGGGAGUGGCCUUGGCAAGCAAGUUUGCAGGUGCGUGGGCACCACCUUUGUGGGGGAACAUUGAUUGCAGAUCGCUGGGUGAUCACUGCUGCUCACUGUUUCCAGGAAGACAGGCAGGUUUCCCCCACGGUCUGGACCGUCUACCUGGGCAAGCACUUCCUGAACGUCAGUAGCCACAAUGAGGUUUCCUUCAAAGUGAACCGUAUCUUGCAGCAUCCCUACUAUGAAGAAGAUAGCCACGACUAUGACGUGGCUCUGUUGCAGCUUGACCAUCCGGUCAUCUAUUCUCCUUUCAUCCAGCCCAUUUGCUUGCCUGCCAGCUCCCAUCUCUUUGAGCCUGGUCUCCUGUGCUGGGUCACUGGCUGGGGUGCAGUCACGGAAGGAGGUCCUACAAGCAAGAUCUUGCAAAAGGUGGAUGUGCAAUUAGUUCGGCAAGACAUUUGCAGUGAAGCUUAUCAUUAUCAGGUCUCUCCCAGAAUGUUUUGUGCUGGCUACCAUGAUGGCAAAAAAGACUCCUGUCAGGGAGAUUCUGGAGGACCUCUUGUUUGCCAGGAAGCCAGUGGCAAAUGGUUUCUAGCUGGUGUGGUGAGCUGGGGAAUGGGUUGUGCACGUCCCAAUAACUAUGGAGUGUAUACCAGAAUUACCAGUGUGAUGGAAUGGAUGAAACAAACCAUGUCAAACUGAGCAACGUUCUAAAUUCUUCCUUUCAUUACAAGGAAACACUGUGGAGGAGACACCUUCAGUCCUUCUCCCACUGUUCAAAUAGCCUAAAUUGUAAGGACAUCCCAUCCUACACCUGGCUCAUAUCACACCUGAUAUUCAAGUGUUGAUCUUCAAAGGUGUUUUAGUGUGUGAAGAGAAAGAAGCAUAGGAAGGCCACUGAGGAAAAAUUGUUCAAAAUAAAUCCAAAACUUCAGAUACUGCUCCAAUGAAACAAUAGAGAGGUAUGGUUUCCUCCUUCUAAAGGUAUUGAUUGUUCUUUAAAUUAGUUUUGAUGGAGAAUCCAAGGCAUUAGGAAGGUUGAUUCUCUUGAACAUUAAACGUGGAAGUAGAAACUGGAAGCCUAUCCAGUCUUCCUUGUAUUAUUUAAAAAUCAAUUCCAAAUGGUAGUGACCAAAACACUGACAAAUAGGAGCUGAGAUUAUAUUUGUGGAGUGCUAAGGGAAGAGCAUCAGAUGAACUUUGUAUUAUUACUAGCAUGACUUGUGCCUUAUCUAUGUGCUGAUUAUUUGAAAAAUUAUGCAUGGAUUUUCUCAUGCUAAGAUUGGAGUUUUUAAUGAACACGUAUGCAAAGAAGCCUGCAAUGAGCAGAAUACAAAUGUAUUUCAAGGUCACAUCCCUAUCCAGCAGUCGUCACCCACCCACUGCAGCUUCACCCCAGGCUACUCUCUGUCUUGGUGUGGAUGUGAUAGGAGAGUCCUCUUAGCUUUAAGAUUGGCAAUCCUAAAAAAGCCAAAGCAGACAACAGAGGCUAUUGUCCUGUGUGAGUACCCUGUCUGCACAAAAUGGCUGAUCUAGUGAUCCCUUUUCCCUGGCCAACAGAUCCACCAUCAUGCUCUCGCAAUGCACAAUGUCUAGCAGCCAUUUUCUUUAGUUCUCCAGGAAACAAGUGGGCAGCCAUAUCAAGGCAACCUGCUUCUACUCAAGGCAUCAAGGUAGAUUGACUCCCUUUGCAAAGCUGAGAUUUUCUGCCUUGCAUGAGAUCAUUUCAUUGAUCUGGACUGAAGAGCACAGCUGUUUUGCAGUCAAAAUGUUUACUGCAAAUUUAAGUAGGUUUCAGGCAGCUUACAUCAUUGGAUAGUAAAAGAGAAAUUCUGUCAAUAAAUGCAAGGGAUCUGUAACUGAAUAACCCCAGCACAUGCUCAGAACUAUAGCUUUGUGCAGAAAUAAUGAACUCAUCUUGAAAAUGCUUCAAAGGUUUCCCCCACUAGUGUACCUCUUGCCAGCAAGAGAAUGUUUGUUGCACAGCAUAAAUUUAACAUUUUUUAUUUGCACAGUUGUGGCUUGUCAUCCUCAGCAAAAAAAAAAAAAAGCUGUAGAGCUGGCCAGUCUUUAUUUUAACAUCCCAUCAACUUGGACAUACUCAUUAUAAUGAUGCCUACCACUUCAAAUGUAGGAGGACUGUGUCAGGCUAGCAUUAGGAUAUGGGUUGAAGCUAUUGGACUUACUCUGAAGUAGAACCACCACCACCUCCCAAACGAGAGUGAAUAGAAGAGUUGGCAAAGAUAGCACAGUGCCUUAUUAAGUUGGUAACUUGCUUGUUCUGGAAGUAUUAUCCUAAGGAGGUGGUUCUUCCCCACGUUUCAUUUAGAUUUAGUAAGCCGCUAGCAACGGCCCCAUGCUUAUUCAUAAUCAAUUCCAAACCAAUCAGCUUGGUUUCAGAACUAAAAACAUUUUGGUGCCACCAGAAAACGCUCACAGUAUUCUAAGCUAGUCCAAAUUGUUUUGGCACUGAAGGGUGCGAAGUCUUUAAGAACCUCUGGUGGAAAGAAUACAUAACAUAGGUGGAAAUAAUACAUAAAAUCAAAACCAGUAACUAUUUUGUCAUUGACAUAUAGCAGGUUCCUGAAGCCACUACUUCAACCUGGUAAAACUAUUCAUGCUUGGUUUGAAUUGAUAGCUUUUUAGGGUGCAUUCUUUAAUACUGGAAGGGUUUCCAGUGGCACUUCUUCAGUCAUAACAUUGAAUUCAGGUUUUCACAGAACUGAGUAGUUGCACAUCAAAGGCUGGAUGCAUACUUAGAACAUUUUUCUAAGUGGCAAUGCCUUUAAAAGAACAACUUUGAAAUACUUCAGAGAAGUGAAGGCUGUGGGUGUUUUGAUAAAGGCUUAAAGUCCAGAUUCCUUAUCAAUAAAAUUAUAGCUGAGAUUGCAUACCAUACUAAGUCAUGGUUUCCUUAAAUAAGCUAUGAUUUAACGAAUAAAUCCCAAUUGGCUAUAAACCAGUGUUGUCCAAACUUGGCCACUUUAA
Python bivittatus (Burmese python) is the source of this 4743-nucleotide messenger RNA. RefSeq names its product transmembrane serine protease 6 (gene TMPRSS6). The record is from RefSeq and is a predicted model, not a curated record. Gene Ontology annotation, biological process: proteolysis. NCBI's taxonomy places the organism in Eukaryota, Metazoa, Chordata, Lepidosauria, Squamata, Pythonidae. Gene Ontology annotation, molecular function: serine-type endopeptidase activity; protein binding.